AUAUACCUAGGUAUGCGUGUAUGGCUGGCUCUGUGCUUUUCAUUUAAUUUCCUUCAAAAAAAACAAAUUCAAAUUUGAUUUUCCCUCUUUCAGUGACUCUUCUGUUUGCUUUCAUUAUCAUCCUUGUUUCCAUCGCCAAUUUUAAGGCUUUUUCUGUUCCUUUAUUGAAAAUGCUCGUUUGCGGUCUUAUUCAUUGAAAUUACCUGUUCCCUUGCGUACGUGGUUGUGAAGCUGUGUGUCUGCUUUCCAUUUCACAGGAAACCUCCUCCACUAUUUUUUUAAUAUUUGUGUCUAUUGAUUGUCCCCUUUCCUUCAUAUUUUUCAAUGUUUCUGUCUAUUGUCUGUCCCCUUUCCUUCAUAUUUUUCAAUGUUUCUGUCUAUUGUCUGUCCCCUUCCUUAUCUUCCUCUGCAGCUAUUUAAGAAAAUCCUGAGAGAAAUUUGAAUUAACUGCAACAUACAUAGUAUUAUUACUGCGAGUGUAGGUGGAAAAAGGCUCAGUCGUGCUAUGUCUUGUUCGCAGGAAAAUGAAGUUCUUCUCCCUGUGGUUGACAUCUCACAAAUUUCACAUGCCUUUGAAAGACAACAAGGGACAGGCAAUCCUGCGUUGGCCACAUUCAGAAAGGCAUGUGAAGAAUGGGGAUUUUUAUAUGUAGUAAACCAUGGAAUUCCAGAAGAUCUUCUCCAAAAUGUUGAGUCCCAGGCCGCACAGCUGCGCGCAUUGCCUCUAGAAAUUAAAGAAAAGCUUGCCACAUCUAACCCUGCAGACGCUAAAGAAAAGGCGGCCACUUCUAACACUGGAGAAACUGAAGAAAAUGGCGCCACUUCAAACCCUUCAAAGAUUAUAGGAAAGACUUCCCUUUCUAAGCCAAAGAAUGGAUACACUAGUACAGCUUGGAUGGAUAACUUCUGUUUCACAGAACUGCCUCAUUCAAAUUCGGUGCAGGAGGUAUGCGAUAAGAUAUGGCCGGAGGAAGGAAACCCAAAGUUCUGCGAGGCAAUUCGAACAUAUGUCGUCUCUGUGGCUGAUCUGGCAAGCAGGAUCAGUAAAAUCAUAGUAGCGAGCCUAGGGUUGGACGUGGAAACUGUCUACCAUGCUGACUUCGAAAAUUUCGUGAGUCACAUGCGUAUAAACCUCUAUGUCACAGAUAGAAAGAUGUCAAUGGAGGAGGAGAUCCCGCGUUCUCAUACAGAUAUCGGCUGCUUUACUAUUCUUUAUCAGGACAAGGAAGGCGGUCUCCAAGUUCGAUCAAAGGAAGGGAAGUGGGUGGACGUGAGGCCUCUUCCUAAUUCAUUUGUCAUCAAUGUGGCCGACUGCAUGAAGGCAUGGAGCAAUGGCAGGUUUCGCAGCGCGGAGCACAGGGUUGUUUACAAAGGGUGGAAGGAUCGCAUAUCCAUUCCUUAUUUUGUGCAGUUUCCUCCCGAUAAACAAAUUACUGCUCCAGAGGAGCUUGUGGACGAUGAUCAUCCACGGCGUUACAGGCCUUUUACCUUUUCCCAAUUCAGGCAAGCAUUUUAUAAUAAUAUGGUCGUUGGAAAAGGAGAAAACCCUGCAGAUUUCAUUGAUACCUACGCAGCUAUAUGAUACCUCUGCAUCUCUAUCAAUUAAUAUGUUACCUUCCAUCUAUUUGUCUGACUGUGUUUUGGCCUCUGUUCUUCUUCGGCUCUGCUAUCUGAACACUCUAACAGGAUGUAAUAAAAGAAUAGACUGAAGGAGAACAUAAUAAAGGAGGAAAAUUCCUUUCUCUUUAAUUAAUUUUAUAGAAUGCAUAGUUUGUGGAUCUAAA
This is a messenger RNA of Cryptomeria japonica (Japanese cedar), 1784 nucleotides long. RefSeq names its product 1-aminocyclopropane-1-carboxylate oxidase 5. The transcript has 3 exons. Gene Ontology annotation, molecular function: dioxygenase activity. Lineage: Eukaryota; Viridiplantae; Streptophyta; Pinopsida; Cupressales; Cupressaceae. The record is from RefSeq and is a predicted model, not a curated record. The coding region runs from base 506 to 1582 and encodes 358 amino acids.